CGCUCCACGUGGGCGCGGGGCGCAGCCCGGGGCUCCGCGCGCCGCUUGGCCCCCUCCCCCUCCUCCGGGAGGAGCGCAGUCGCCGUCGGUCCCCGCGCGGUUCCAGCGGAACCGUCCGUCAGAAAUAAGCCUCCCUUCCUCUCGCCUUGGUCGCCUUCCAACAGAAACAGAGCUCCUACAGCCGGCAGGAAGCGGGGAGCGGUCCGCCGGCCUCCAGCGUGAAAGGCAGAGAGCCCGGGACACGUGGGCAGAGGUAGAGCAGCAGCUGCUGGAGAUGUGGCGAGCUCGCUCCAUAACCCAGAACUCCUCUUUAGGUUCCUAACCUUUAACUUUUUAAUUUUUAACUGGACUUUCUCACUCUGACCUGACCCAUCUGUUCAUUAACGAGUAGCGUCAAUGCCAAAGGUAGGCUGCAGGCAAAAUGAAGCUGUGAUAAAAUGAAACCAAGUCUUUCUCGACUCCUUACAGUUGGAGCAGUCCGUUAAAGGCCACCUGGUCCAGCUCCCUUGCAAGGAACAGGGUCAGCCACUGCUCCAUCAGGACCUCAGAGCCCCAUCCAGCCUGACCUUGGGAGGCUGCAGGGCCGGGGCACCACCUGCCUCUCUGGGCAGCCUCAGCAGUUAUAGGUUAGUUUGUAUCGCAUAAUGACGGAUGGGAAGACUACUCAUUAACUUUCUGUUUAAGAAGUGGUUUGUCUUACCCCAGCCUUUUCCAAGGAAAGAAACAGUGUUCAGCAAGAGGUUCCUUGUGGUGUGACCGCACGUUUUCAGCAUGAGCUUGCUAGCUUGAUGCAUUGGAAGCAGUUAGCAGCUGCUUUGCAAUAGCGAGCUGAUGGCAGUCCCAGUGCUCGUGUCCUCUUGCUGGGAACAGCUGGCAAGAGAGAAGAGCAAGAACUAGCAAGAUUACUACCACAAGUGUUAUUGGCUCAGCAGAUCUACUGGCUUGUUUUAACUGCAGGGUGGGUUUACACUGGAGAUUACACUUCAGUGCUCUAUCUUAUUAAGGGAAGAUGUUUUGUCCAUUAAUCCAAUUAGCAUUGUAGGUUAAGAAGAUCCUGAAGGAGAGCAAUCUAACAACAUAAUUACACCUAAACUCAUAAGCAAUGCCAAUAACCAGCGUGGUAUUUCCAUGCAUAUCCUACUUAUUAUUUUUUCUGCCUACUCUACUUACUAUGUUUACAAGCAACACUCAAGUUACAUGACAACUUCUCAAUUAGAAAAUCACACCAAACAGCUAAAGGUGCUGAAAACAUUUACAUGUUGACAAAAUUCCCUUUCUCCUCAACAUAGACAGGUAGGUUCCAGCCCAGGGUAAUAUUUUCAGUACCAGAGGAAUGUAUUCAGUUAUGAAGGCAUGAAAAAUACGUGCUGUUACUCUGUCAUUUCUCCUGGCAAAGGGCACUUUCUAAUCAGAGCUGCUGCAAACUCAGCUGCAGGUCUGGGUGUUAGAACGCUCAGCUCCAUUCUUCAGAUGUGUUCAACCAUUGGCAUAUUUUCCUCUUCCGGAACAGCCGGUCCCUAACUUUGAACAAUGCCCUCAUGCUACUGACACAGAAAACAGAAACUUGCAAAGAAAAAAAAGAAACUAAAACAGGAACUAAUACUUUCAGAACAGCUCGACUUAUUGCAGUAGCAUUGUUCCCGUAAUAGCUUCUGCUUGGCAAAUUACAGUAUGUGGAAUUCUGGCAGAACGAAGCAUGCAGGGAGAGCAGCCCCACAGCUGCAGGAGCUGACGGAAAGUGGGAGCGGAUCCUGUCAGCCACCCAACUGAGCCGAGGGUUUCCGAACUACAUUUCCCAGAGCUCCUGCUGGGGGAAGAGCGUCUCAAUGUGGUCAGACAGCUGCUGUUUGCUUUGCUUGCUGGAGGAGCAGUGCUUCCAGCUGAGGGCAACGGUGGCCUUUCAGAGCUGUUUCCUGCUGCUGCAGACAGCACGCCUUCUGCUCCGGGCACAGUAAGUGGGCAAAGCGUUUGUGAAGUGGCUGUUCUCGACCCACCUCCUGCUGGGCGGGCAGAGAAGUGACACCUCCACAGCACUGAGCGGAGACUGCCUUCCUGCCUGCAAGGAGAGGAGCCUCUGCUCGGGCACCACCCAGCUCAGGAGCCGUCACCAACCUUCCUCAGACCAAGGACUCACCGCCUCUUCCUUGGUGCGGCUUACACGUCCCAGCCUGUAGGAUCAAGGAAAUGCAACUUCCUCCUUAGAGAGCUUUGAGAUCUGUGGUUGGAAAAGGAAAUACUCAACAUAAUUGCCGAGGAUUGUGAAUCACAGCUCGUUUCUGUUUCAGAUGAAUGCCUGAGGUGGCUGUUUUCUGAAGCUGAGUUCAGGCAGCAGUCUGUGACUGCCUGAGCUGACAAUGCAGUAGGAUCCUUUGGCACAAAAGCCAUUCUCAGUUGGAGAUGAUUCAGUUCAGCUGCAACUGCUGCCUCUCUUUGAGCUCUGGGAAUUCUCUUCCACCGCCGAUAUUUUGUCUUUCAUUCCCUUCUGGCAUCGAUGCCUUUCCCACAGAUCUGCUGCUUGCUGCAAUAGGAUGUUCAGUUGGAUGGAGGCCAUUACAACUGCGUAGGAAACAAACAAGAAAGCAGCCACUCUCGCUGCUCUUUAUCCCACUGGUACAGGAAUUUAGAGAGAAAUAUUUAACCUCAUCUUGUAGCACUUGAAGACCUUCUGCGACCUUAUUUUAGAAAGCAAAUGCCAGCAUUCUGUAGGUUCUGUAAGCACAUAGCAUUGGGUUAUUGCACAUUUUAAAUCAAAUUUAAGUUUUCAAGGCCACUGUGUUAUGUUCUGUGCUUCUCUUUUCAGACAGAAACAGCUUCCCAUUGGUGCUGAUUAUGGCUGCAAUUUAUCGAGCAGCGUAUAGAAGAGCUGCUCUCUUCUACAGGUCACAUUCCACCUACGUUAGAAAAAUGAGAUACUUGAAUAAGCUAAAGGAAGAUGACAGCUUGUGUAGACAAGCCCAGACCUCAGGAACUUUCUACAUCUUUCACAAUCUCUCACCUUUCCUGCAGAAAGUCGGGAAGAAAUAUUUGAUACCACAGCUCAGUGCAGCAGAAAUGAAAAGGAUCCUGGAGAAAUUCAAAGAGACUGAACAGUGGAUAGAGAAGUCGGUGCUGAUCGGUUGUUCAGAUGAGCACGUACCACACUUUGCCCUGGAUUUAGGAGCCUUGGAAAGAUCAGUCAUUGAGGUUGAGCUCGAGGGAUCGUUCACUGACUUACGAAAGGCUUUCUUUGUAGUGGAUGAGAAGGAUUCUUCUUUGCUGGCCUCGGCCCAGGGCCUUCUCCGGUGGCACGAUUCCCACCAGUACUGCAGCAAAACUGGGCAGCCGACUCAGAAAAACGUAGCUGGCAGCAAGCGUGUGUGCCACGCCAGUGGAAUCACUUAUUACCCACAGAUGUCUCCAGUAGUUAUCAUCUUGGUGUCUGAUGGCAGCCGCUGCCUCCUUGCACGACAGGCCUCGUUUCCUCAGGGGAUGUACACUGCUCUGUCUGGCUUCUGUGACGUAGGUGAAGCUGUGGAGGAGGCAGUCCGGCGAGAAGUGGCAGAAGAGGUUGGCCUGGAGGCGGAGUCACUCUGGUACUCAGCAUCCCAGCACUGGCCCUUCCCCAGCAGCUGCUUAAUGAUAGCUUGUCAUGCACUGGUGAGGAGACAGCAGUUGGAGAUCAGUAUGAACAGCCUGGAACUGGAGGAAGCCCGCUGGUUUGGCCUGGAGGAAAUCAUGGAGGGUCUCAAACGGGAACCCAAAUCUGCAAAGCAAGACAACGGGAGUUAUUUACCCUGGUUCCCUCCCAAACAGGCCAUUGCUCACAAACUGAUUGACGAGUGGGUUAAGCAGCAGACUUCCCAGCCAACUCAGGUGCUAUGACUUCAUCAAGCCUAUACCUCUACCAGGAUUACUAAUGCUUGACAUGAAGUCUUCCACAGCUGAGAUCUGUGCUAUAGCAGGUGUAACUGAUGGCAGUCCUACAUUUGGAUAUAGAGACCUAUACAUUUCUGAACUGAUUAUCUUCAGACAACUCCUUGCACAAUGAACCACCUUUGAGAUCCAUCAACUUGUAGUAAACGUACAAUAAAAUUCUUUGUUCCAAAGCACAAAACGUUGUCAUCUGCUGCUGGUGUUGCCCAGUAAGCAACAGAACAAUGAGCCCAGUGCAGCUAUGACCAUCUUUUCUCCAUUUUAUCCAUCUAGGGGUUGUGAUGAAUAUCUGAACCCACCAUUUUUUCAGAAAAAACAUUAAAGGAGAGAGGCCUUUUAGUAUUCACCUGCACAUCAAUCUGGAUUGACUGUCAAAGAAACAAUAGAAAGGCAAUGCCUGUAUGCUCUCCCCUUCUUCCAUUUCCCUUACCAUUUAGAGUUCCAGUUUCAUAUGAAACUUUUUUUGCCCCAAAUGAUAAGCAUACUCCUCCUUUGAUGAUAUAUGAGAAUAACUGAAACUACUUCUGGAGAUACCAUUUUCCCUGCCAGCUAUACAGAACGUGUCACUUCCAUCCCAAGGAAGAGAGAACAGAGCUACCUAGUGGUAGAGAGCGGAAGAGCAAAGCCUAUAUAUGAGCAUAUUAGAACCCAAAAAACUCAAAGGUGAGAUAAUAUUACUGAAAGAUAAUAUC
Messenger RNA from Phasianus colchicus (ring-necked pheasant), 4604 nucleotides. NCBI's taxonomy places the organism in Eukaryota, Metazoa, Chordata, Aves, Galliformes, Phasianidae. The record is from RefSeq and is a predicted model, not a curated record.